Molecule: messenger RNA, 1153 nt
Organism: Solanum lycopersicum (tomato)
Lineage: Eukaryota; Viridiplantae; Streptophyta; Magnoliopsida; Solanales; Solanaceae
Product: dof zinc finger protein DOF1.7
Biological process (GO): regulation of DNA-templated transcription
Molecular function (GO): DNA binding; DNA-binding transcription factor activity
Source: RefSeq, a predicted model, not a curated record
CUCCAUUCUUUCACACCAUCAAAAAGAUACUAUUUAUUACUCUCUUUCACAUUUUCAUUCUAUCAUCAAAAGAGUAAAACUAAGAUCAAUCUCAUUUGCUUUUCUCUUCUUUUUUUUUUUUUAAAAAAUGAUUCAAGAGCUGUUUGCAGGAAACACUACACUUAUCGGAGAUGAUAAUAUUUCUAAUAUUACUCCUUCCUCCUCUCCUAUUUCUUGUACUACUUCUAAUUCCAAUAUUGCCCCUGCAAGUGCAAAUGCAAACUCUGAAAAUCUUAGAUGUCCGCGUUGUGAUUCCCCAAACACCAAGUUUUGUUACUACAACAACUACAAUUUAACUCAGCCUCGUCAUUUCUGCAAGACUUGUCGACGUUAUUGGACUAAAGGAGGCGCGUUACGCAACGUUCCUAUAGGUGGUGGUUGCAGAAAAAACAAGUCCAUCGCUACAUCAAAAUCAACUGCUGCAAAAUUCAAAAAUUCACUUCCGUUUGAGUUUAUUGGAAAAUCAGGCAUUUUUGGAGGGUUCGAGCAGGAAAUAAUACCUUCAAAUUAUGAUAAUAAUAACCCUUUUCUCUUUUCCUCACCUCAUCAGAAUCAUAAUCCUAUUCUUUCCUUACUUAAAGGAAAUCUUCAUAAAUCAAUUGGAGUGAAUCAAUUUCCUUCCAACAACGGUAUAUGGAAAAAUAAUUAUGAAGAAAACGUUGGUGAAGUCCAGAAUAGUCGAGGAUUUCAAGAGCUAUAUCAAAGGCUAAAAGCGUCAACAAAUCGAUGUUAUACAGAUAAUAUGCAUGGACCAUCAUCAUCGUCAAUGAUUUUGGAUUCGGCUCCGGUAACUGGAGGAGAGUUGGGUUGCUGGAACCCGACCCUUUCAACAUGGUUGGAUCUGCCAACAGCAAAUGGGGCAUAUCUUUAAUUAAUAAGUAAUUUACUAUUUUACUAUUAGGGUGAAGGGUGCAUGAGAUGUUUGUGGUAUACUGGGGAUACUUGGACAUGGGUGUGGCUUAGAUUUUAUUUGUUUUUAUUCUGUUUUUCUCUUUGCUUUUUGUGUGUGUUUCAUCUAUAAAAAUCAAUGUACUAAAUUUAUUUUUCCGUAUUGUCCUACAUUUUGUAGCUUUCAAUUUUCUACCAAAUAAAAUUGAAGUGCAUUUUAAGUUUA